CUAAACUCGAAUCGAAAAUUAAAAAACCAAGAAUCGUUAUUGUCCUCCCCCCCCCCAGAACACUGAGGUGUGAGGAGAGUAGAAAAAAUUUUCGGUCUCCCUCUUUCGUUUCGAGGUUUGAAUCGCUCGAGCCUUCGAAUCUUUUAAGGUUGCAUGCGCUUUUGAGUUUAGUGGGGAUUCUGUACUCUGAUUUGUGGCAGUAGUGAAACUUUCUAGAAAAUUAACUUGCAUGUGGACAGCUCUUCCAAGGAUCGAUGCACAUUGACGUUAUAAGCUUCAGUGCUUUCUAGUUGUCCAAGCUUUAAGUGAACUGGGUUAACAUGGGUGACGAGGAAAUGAAAACUGCAGCAGCCAAUGGGAACACUCAGCCAGAUAAACCUGUUGAAGUUGCGGCUGAAAAGAAGGUGGAGGAAACUAAUGGAGUAAGGGAAAUGGAAGAAGAACAGAAAGACAAGAAAGCGGGUAUGGAGAAAAUGGAUGAAGAUCAGGAGAUCAAGAAAGAUGGUGAAAGCAAAGAAGCUGACAUGAAAGAAGAAGAUGAGGAACCUAAAGCUGAAGAAAUGGAAGAAGAAACGGGUUCAAAUGGAAAUGAAAAGAUGAAUGAAAAGGAGGAAAACAAAGAGGAAGAAGAGGUGGAGGAGAAGCUUUUGGAAAAGAAAGAGGAGAAGAAGGUGGAAAGAAAGGAGGAGGUGGACGAGAAAGAGGAAGCUCAAGAGGAUGUGAAGAAGGAGGAAGAGGAAGUGGAGGAGAAGGAUGUGGAGGAGAAAGAGAAGGUUGAUGAUUCUAAGGAGGAAGAGGAGAAGGAGGACAAGAGGAAGGAAGCAAAAGUACCCAGGAAACGUGGGAGGGGGAAGAUGGCAAAGGAGAAAGUUGAAGAGAAGGAAGAGUUGGAGCAAAGGACUCCUCUAACUGAUCGCCCUGUACGUGAGCGGAAAUCUGUUGAAAGGCUUGUGGCUUCUAUUGAGAGGGACACUGUGAAGGAAUUCCACAUUGAAAAGGGACGUGGUACUGCAUUGAAAGAUAUUCCAAAUGUGGCAUUCAAGUUAUCUAGAAGAAAGAUGGAUGACACCUUCAAGAUGCUUCAUACUGUUCUCUAUGGAAGAAGAGGAAAGGCAGUUCAGAUCAAGAAUAAUAUAUCCAGGUUUUCUGGUUUCAUAUGGCAUGACAAUGAGGAAAAACAGAAGGGCAAGGUCAGAGAAAAAUUAGACAAGCAUACUAAAGAGAAGCUGUUGGAAUUCUGUGAUUUGCUUGACAUACCAGUUUCCAGGGCAACUACCAGGAAGGAGGACAUUGUUGCGAAGCUCAUGGACUUCUUAGUUGCUCCUCAUGCUACAACAACUGUGCUACUUGCAGAAAAAGAGAAGUCAAGCAAAGGCAAAAAGCGCAGGAGGGUUUCCAAAAGUUCGUCGGCAUCUGGUAGUGCUUCAUCAAAACUUUCAGCCAAGAGUCGAAGAAAGACUGAAGAAACUUCGAUUGAUGAGAAGAAAAGUUCAGCUGAUGGAGAAGAUGAAUCUGCUGAAGAGGAAGAAAGGGAAGAUGAUGAAGAAGAGGAGCAGAACAGAGAAGAAGAAACUGAAAAUGGUGUUCCUGAUAAACCUGAGGAUGAGACACCUGUAAAUUCUGAAAGUGAAGAGAAAAGUGAAUCCGAAGAAGAAUCUGAAGAGGACAUUGGCAAAAGGAAACGAGCUAGAAAAGCAUCAUCUGGAAAGAAGGAACCAGCUGGAAAACCUAAGGCCAGGAAAAUGACAGCUGGAAAACCAAAACGAGCGCGAAAGCAACCAUCAUCAAAACCCACAAAAACAGUUGAUGACAGUGAUGCAAGCCCAAAGGUGUCUUCAAGAAAGAAAAGAGAUGAAAAAGCUCCCAAGGAGAAGUCUUCUACUCCUACAAAAUCCUCUUCAAAGGAAAAAGCUGGAACAAAUGUUGGGAAAGGGAAGGACAAGGCUAAAGAGGAGAAGUCAAAAGAGAAACUGAAGCCAGCUGAUGAAGAGUUAAGAGAUGCAAUAUGUGAGAUUCUUAAAGAAGUGGACUUCAAUACGGCCACAUUUACCGACAUUCUGAAGCUACUGGCAAAGCAAUUUGAUACAGACCUCACCCAGAGGAAGUCGUCUAUAAAGCUUAUGAUCCAGGAGGAGCUCACAAAAUUAGCAGAUGAUGGUGAAGAUGAAGAAGGAGAAGGUGAUGCAGAGAAAGAGAAAGAUGACAAAUAACCAAUCUGGUGGUCAACGGGUUUAAACUUGAACCCAUGGCCAAAGGAUGGUACAGAUGUGCAUGAACAUAGUGUAGCUAUUUAAUGUCAUCUUACCUUUUUUUGGUUUGACUAUAAACAUUAUGUAUCUGGUAGCCUGUUUGCCCAAGUAAAGGUGGGCUGUAAUUUUAUUGUAGUGUUGGGAGUUUGGUGGUUGCAGGCAGAACUAGCAUUUGUUAGAAAACUAGGGGAAAGCUGUGCUACAGGAUUUGCAGCUUGUUGUUACAUAGUAACAUCAUAAGGUGUAGGAUUUUUUUCUUGCCCAUGUUUUAAACUCUAUCUGACCUACCUUUUGUAGGGUUCAAAAUGCAUUAUUGUUUUUAUAGUUCA
Molecule: messenger RNA, 2578 nt
Organism: Carica papaya (papaya)
Lineage: Eukaryota; Viridiplantae; Streptophyta; Magnoliopsida; Brassicales; Caricaceae
Product: DEK domain-containing chromatin associated protein
Biological process (GO): chromatin organization; regulation of double-strand break repair
Cellular component (GO): nucleus
Molecular function (GO): histone binding; DNA binding
Source: RefSeq, a predicted model, not a curated record